This is a messenger RNA of Pisolithus orientalis, 1108 nucleotides long. RefSeq lists its product as uncharacterized. NCBI's taxonomy places the organism in Eukaryota, Fungi, Basidiomycota, Agaricomycetes, Boletales, Pisolithaceae. The coding region runs from base 288 to 971 and encodes 227 amino acids. The record is from RefSeq and is a predicted model, not a curated record. The transcript is spliced from 3 exons.
GACGAGCUCCCCCCACCCGCUUUCUGAGCGGUUGUUUUUAUCCGUGUAGAGCAUAGACUAUUCGUAUUGGCAGAUUGCCCCCUUAGAUUAAUAUCUCGUAUAUUCCGACAUAUUAAUUCCCCCUCCCCGCCGCCGGAAGCCUUUCGAACUCCCAAGUGACAUCGUCGCCAAAAUGCAGAUAUCUUACACGCUCGUCGACCUCGAUCUUCCGGCGCGCCCACUGUCUUAUAUCAUGCUUUAUCGAUAUCAUUAUCACUUCGACAUCUUCUCGGCCCGAUUGGUUAUACAUGUGGUCUUUUUCUGUUGGGGCAGUUGGCGUUUACGGUUGUAGGCGUCGCCGAUCGAAUAGUUCUAGCUCUUCACUCUGGUUUUUCCCUCGGUUCAUCUCACUGGUCAUGGUCAACUUCGCUUACGGUUCUCUCCUCACAACCUUCGUCCCAGAUACAAUAAAUUCUGGGUGCCGACCCAGCGUCGACAUUAACUACAUCCUCGCUGGCGGCGGGUCUGCAGAUCGCGUCUUUUCUCAGCUAUAUUACGUUCGCUUACGCCUAUACCACCGUCCACCCUUUAUUCUUUCAGAUCAAUGUGUCAGUAUCCCAUCGGUUCCACACUUUUUUUCUCUUGCAUUCCGCAUGUGUGCUUUCGCGCUCAUCGCAUCGGCAUUCUCCUUCUGGAUCCACCCGCGCUCUCGUGGUUCGGGUUGUACAAAAAAGACGAGAACGCACCGGGUCCGCAACGUAGCAAAGAAAAACUAUAUAUCAAAGCAAAGGGAUUGUCCUUCCGACUGUUGCCUAUACGACGUUUCCCCACUCCUCGGCUCACUCUAUCCUGCUCCCUAUUGGUGUUUAUCUGCCCAUUCGCGAAAGCGAGGCGAGGUCUCCAUCCAUCCGAACCUCCCGAAUUCCAAACUUCUACUCUGGGCUCUACACCUCCAGUUAUAUGUUCUUUUUGUGUUCUCUCUUCUUUCCUAAUAUAAAUAAAAUACAUAUGCACUUCCUACCCGUUGGCUCACUUCUUUCGGCGCUCGGCGGGAUGGGUCUUCUGAUUCCUUUUUCCACCUUCCGACUGUUGACACUAUUGGCGUCUUGUUCUAUGCCUUGCCCCCCCU